Propithecus coquereli (Coquerel's sifaka) is the source of this 2943-nucleotide messenger RNA. It is a transcript of the gene LSS, whose product is annotated as lanosterol synthase (2,3-oxidosqualene-lanosterol cyclase). The transcript is spliced from 22 exons. Gene Ontology annotation, biological process: triterpenoid biosynthetic process; cholesterol biosynthetic process. Gene Ontology annotation, cellular component: lipid droplet. Gene Ontology annotation, molecular function: lanosterol synthase activity. The coding region runs from base 48 to 2246 and encodes 732 amino acids. Lineage: Eukaryota; Metazoa; Chordata; Mammalia; Primates; Indriidae. The record is from RefSeq and is a predicted model, not a curated record.
GCGGCUGACAUGACGGAGGGCACGCCGACCUGGUGACCAGCAGCCCGAUGGCUCUCAGGUGUCUGCGUCGCAGAGGGGGACCCUAUAAAACGGAGCCCGCCACCGACCUCAGCCGCUGGCGACUCAGCAAUGAGAGGGGCAGGCAGACGUGGACUUACUUUCAGGAAGAGGAAGACCCUGGCCGAGAACAGACUGGCCUGGAAGCCCACUCCUUGGGAUUGGACACCAAGAGUUACUUUAAGGACUUGCCCAAAGCCCACACGGCCCACGAGGGUGCUCUGAACGGGAUGAUGUUUUACGUGGGGCUGCAGGCUGAGGAUGGGCACUGGGCGGGUGAUUACGGCGGCCCGCUUUUCCUCCUGCCAGGCCUCCUGAUCACGUGCCACGUGGCACGCAUCCCUCUGCCAGCCGGAUACAGAGAAGAGAUCGUGCGGUACCUGCGGUCAGUGCAGCUACCUGACGGCGGCUGGGGCCUGCACGUUGAGGACAAGUCCACAGUGUUUGGGACCGCGCUCAACUACGUAUCUCUCAGAAUUCUGGGCAUCGGGCCUGACGAUCCUGACCUGGUCCGAGCUCGGAACAUUCUCCACAGGAAAGGUGGUGCCGUGGCCAUCCCCUCCUGGGGCAAGUUCUGGCUGGCCGUCCUGAAUGUCUACAGCUGGGAAGGCCUCAACACCCUGUUCCCGGAGAUGUGGCUGUUUCCCGACUGGGCGCCUGCCCACCCCUCCACGAUCUGGUGCCAUUGCCGGCAGGUGUACCUGCCCAUGAGCUACUGCUACGCCACCCGGCUGAACGCCUCGGAGGACCCACUGGUCCAGAGCCUCCGCCAGGAGCUGUACGUGGAGGACUUCACCAGCAUCGACUGGCCGGCACAGAGGGACAAUGUGGCCCCGGACGAGCUGUACACGCCGCACAGCUGGCUGCUCCGCAUGGUGUACGCGCUCCUCAACCUGUACGAGCGCCACCACAGCGCCAGCCUGCGGCAGUGGGCCAUCCGGAAGCUGUACGAGCACAUCGUGGCCGAUGACCGCUUCACCAAGAGCAUCAGCAUCGGCCCGAUCUCAAAAACCAUCAACAUGCUCGUGCGCUGGCAUGUGGAUGGGCCGGCCUCCUCCGCCUUCCAGGAGCACGUGUCCAGAAUCCCGGACUACCUCUGGCUCGGCCUCGAUGGCAUGAAAAUGCAGGGCACCAACGGCUCCCAGAUCUGGGACACCUCGUUCGCCAUCCAGGCUCUACUGGAGGCGGGCGGGCACCACAGGCCCGAGUUUCUGUCCUGCCUGCAGAAGGCACACGAGUUCCUGCGGCUCUCGCAGGUCCCAGAGAGCCCUCCGGACUACCAGAAGUACUACCGCCAGAUGAACAAGGGCGGCUUCUGCUUCAGCACGCUGGACUGCGGCUGGAUCGUCGCUGACUGCACAGCUGAGGCCCUGAAGUCCGUGCUGCUCCUGCAGGAGAAGUGUCCCUCUGUCACCGAGCACAUCCCCCGAGAGCGGCUCUGCGAUGCUGUGGCUGUGCUGCUGAGCAUGAGGAAUCCCGACGGAGGCUUUGCCACCUACGAGACCAGGCGCGGGGGGCGCUUGCUGGAGCUGCUGAACCCCUCGGAGGUCUUCGGGGACAUCAUGAUCGACUACACCUACGUGGAGUGCACCUCCGCCGUGAUGCAGGCCCUGAAGCAUUUCCACAAGUGCUUUCCUGACCACAGGGCGGCGGAGAUCAGGGAGACCCUGGAGCGAGGCCUGGAGUUCUGCCGGCACAGCCAGAGGGCGGACGGCUCCUGGGAAGGCUCCUGGGGCGUGUGCUUCACCUACGGCACCUGGUUUGGCCUGGAAGCCUUCGCCUGCAUGGGGCAGACUUACCGAGACGGGGCUGCCUGUGCGGAGAUCUCCCGGGCCUGCGACUUCCUGCUGUCCCGGCAGAUGGAGGACGGAGGCUGGGGGGAGGACUUCGAGUCCUGUGAGCAGCGGCGCUACGUGCAGAGCGCCCGUUCCCAGAUCCACAACACCUGCUGGGCUCUGAUGGGGCUGAUGGCUGCCAGGCACCCCGACGUAGCGGCCCAGGAGAGAGGAGUCAGGUGUCUGCUGCAGAAACAGCUUCCCAACGGCGACUGGCCCCAGGAGAACAUCUCUGGGGUCUUUAACAAGUCCUGUGCCAUCUCCUACACGAGCUACAGGAACGUCUUCCCCAUCUGGACCCUCGGCCGCUUCUCCCACCUGCACCCUGAGAGCGCCCUCGCCGGCCACCCCUGAGGGCACAUCUGCUGGCGGGGCGGGUGAGCGGUGGCGUCAUUUAAGUUCCAGGCAGGGCCAAGGUGUCUAGGCCAGGUGGGGGAACCAUCUGUGACCCUGCCUCGGGCUCCAGCCGCCGUCCCUGACCUCUGCAGGUGGAGAGGACCAGGCCCGGGGCAGGGUGGGCAGGGUGGGGGCUGCUGUAGACGCUGGGUUUUCGGCGUAGGGUUAGUUCUGAGGAUAGCUUGUCAGUCUCGGGUGAGGAGAGGAACAAGAUGAACCGGGACCCUUGAGCAUGACCUUCCACGGCAUCUCAGCACAGGGAUGAGACUGGGAGGGCUUUUCUGACCCACAGCUGAGUUCUUGGGAGAGGAACAGCUGUGCCUUGUGCUGUUCCUGCCUGGGUCUGCUGGGCACGUCCGGGCCGGCCGCUCCUCUGCUCUGUCUGUAGGGCCGAGGACGUGGGUGAGCCCACGGUGACGGUGGGGACAGUGUGCUGUGAGCAGCCCGGGCAGUGGGGGCCUCCCUGAGCACCCCGAGGCUGCAGUGGGAGCCGAGCGUGGCCCAGGCCUGCCCCCAGGUGGCAGCUGGCCUGCGUGGCGCUGUGGCUCGGCGGGUCUGUGGGCACCAGCAUCCCGACCCCCCAGGGGUUGUAGUCACCUGUUGAGACAGAAACACGCGCAGGUGCCCGAGCAGCACAAGGGUUGGGGGUCAACCG